Prunus avium (sweet cherry) is the source of this 1167-nucleotide messenger RNA. The record is from RefSeq and is a predicted model, not a curated record. Lineage: Eukaryota; Viridiplantae; Streptophyta; Magnoliopsida; Rosales; Rosaceae.
UGGAAGCAGCUCCAUGUACCUGAUCGAACUCGAAAACAACCGAAAGAGUCGCACUCUCGGACUCGCCUCAGCUCUCUCAGUCGAUCAAACCCACUGUCACUGUAAAUCCUAAUUUAGGGUUUUUAUGGGUGCAGAUCCAUUGUCAUUGUAAACCCUAAUCUCUUCAAGACUGAGAGUGAGUAUUUGAUCAAUGGCGUCGCAAUCGGAUCACAAGGCCGCGAUAAUUGACGGAAAAGCCAUAGCCCAGACCAUCCGAAACGAAAUUGCCGAGGAAGUCCGCCAUCUCUCCCAGAAAUAUGGCAAGGUUCCGGGACUGGCAGUAGUGAUUGUAGGGAACAGGAAGGACUCUCAGAGCUAUGUGAGCAUGAAGAGAAAGGCUUGUGCUGAGGUUGCCAUUAAAUCCUUGGACAUAGACCUCCUUGAGGAUGUGUCCCAAGACGACCUCAUUGCCAAAGUUCAUGAAUUGAAUGCCAAUCCCGAUGUUCAUGGUUUUGUUUUGUUGGUAGGUAUUCUAGUCCAGCUUCCCUUGCCUAAGCAUAUUAAUGAGGAGAAGGUGUUGAGUGAAAUCAGCAUCGAGAAGGAUGUUGAUGGCUUCCAUCCUCUCAACAUCGGCAAGCUCGCGAUGAAAGGCAGAGAACCUCUGUUCCUUCCUUGCACUCCCAAGGGCUGUCUGGAACUUCUGUCGCGGAGUGGCAUAAGCAUAAAGGGAAAGAAGGCAGUGGUGGUGGGCAGAAGUAACAUAGUCGGAUUGCCAGUUUCGUUGCUGCUUUUGAAAGCAGAUGCUACAGUUACUGUAGUCCAUUCUCAUUCUCAUGAUCCAGAGAGUAUCAUUCGUGAAGCGGACAUUAUUAUUGCUGCAGCAGGGCAAGCAAUGAUGAUCAAGGGGAGUUGGAUAAAACCAGGUGCUGCAGUCAUUGAUGUCGGCACAAAUGCUAUAGACGACUCAAGUAGAAAAUCAGGCUAUAGAUUGGUUGGAGAUGUCGAUUUCCAGGAAGCAUGUAAGGUUGCUGGAUGGGUAACUCCUGUUCCUGGAGGCGUGGGCCCAAUGACUGUUGCAAUGUUACUCAAGAACACUUUGGAUGGUGCUAAGCGUGUUAUUGCAAAAUAAAAGCUGUUGCUAUUCCAGCCAAGUGGGCCUAAUUUAGAAUUUAGAAUUUGAAGAUGUAC